Molecule: messenger RNA, 3591 nt
Organism: Scheffersomyces stipitis CBS 6054
Lineage: Eukaryota; Fungi; Ascomycota; Pichiomycetes; Serinales; Debaryomycetaceae
Gene: TFC3
Product: transcription factor TFIIIC subunit
Exons: 1
Coding region: 1-3591 (1196 amino acids)
Biological process (GO): 5S class rRNA transcription by RNA polymerase III; transcription initiation at RNA polymerase III promoter
Cellular component (GO): transcription factor TFIIIC complex
Molecular function (GO): DNA binding
Source: RefSeq, a predicted model, not a curated record
AUGCUGUUUAAUAGUCCUCCAUCUGAAUUAGUUUCUGGAAUUCUCGAUAAGUUGUCAUUUUCUGGUCAAAAUGGUUUGACUUUGAUAGAAUUAUGGGACUAUAUGACUUCCAAGCUUCAAUUUAAUGUUCUUGAUGAUUUUCAAAAACAAAUUAUUUGGCAAUGGCUAUUCUUCAGCAACGAUGACAAUACCCCCCUUCUACUAUAUGUUACUCGUGGUGAUGAACCAUUGACAAUUUUACCUGACUAUAAGGCUUUUGUUGAGUAUGAAGGUGGAGAAAAUAAAAUUCGAAUAUUGGUUACAUCAGAUACACAAUGGAGGUAUUUGACUGGUUUGGAACCAUCUAAGAAGGCAAGAGUUCUGCUUGGAGAAAAACCCUUUGAGUUACUAUGUGAAAUCGCGAAGUAUGGAAUAUCUGGAAUACUUUCCCCUGAUUUGUGUAAGGCUACUGGCCAAGACCCUAGAUCGCUACCAUUGCGAUUCAAAAAGCUAGAAGAAUGUGGCUUCAUUGUCAGAAAGAAUGUAUACGAUGAAAAGUCACGGCAGCAUACAAGCUUGUGCGUUCAUUCUAAGUUUUCUGGACAGUGGCAUCAUACUGAAACUUCCGAGGAGCAGACCCAUAAGAAUGCGUUCAAACUUCGACAAUUGAUUGUAAGUUCAGUUAAACUGGCCCCAAAUAAUUUGAGAAGCUUCAAGGACUUAAAGAAAGAAUUGAAAAUGGACAAAACAAAAUCGUCUGGAAAGUUUUUUGGCGCGAUCGUAGAAUAUCUUCAUAAGAAUGGAUAUGUAGAGAAGUUAAUGGUCAAGAUUCCAGAAGAUGAUCAAUUAGUAUAUUCUAUUAGAUACGUCAAAGAUUUGCCUAAGGAUAUCUGUGACUUAACUGAUUAUGUCGAAGUUUUUAAUUCUAUUGACUCGAAUGUUGACGAGGAGUCCAAUUUCAUUGAAGAUAAACCAGUAGCUGAUAAUCAUGAAGCUCAAGAAGUCCCGCAUUUGAAUAACUUUUUUCCUUUGUCAAAUCAGGUAUUGCAGAAUAUUGUUUCAUCUCAGGACUCAGGACAAACAUCCAAGGAGAUUGUAAGGAACCUUGCAGGUAUUUCUGGAUACCGGCCCUUUACGAGAGUACUAGAUUCUCUAGCAAGUUAUGUGGUUGACGAUCAUAUGCUACUACCAUUAAAGAGCUACAAGGAUCUUUACGACGAUCUUUCCUUAGUUCGCUCAUAUGAUUAUGAAGGCAAAUUCAAGCUAUACAGGUACUUCACAAGAGGAGAAUUCAAGUCAUCAGACGUGAAAGAACAUAAAUCUCAAAAGAAUAACGGUAUUAUUUCCAAAUUGUCCUUAUUAAAAUUGAAUGAUAAGAAUUACGAUAAACUAGGAAAAAUUCCAAAAGGUGAUUUAAUGGUACUACGAAAAAGAAUUAAUACCGCUCCAGAAGUCAGGCAUUUAAAAAGAAAAAAGAUAGAAGAUAACACAAGAAGCAGUCGGAAAGCAAGAAAGCGUGAAAGAGUCAAUUACGAAGAACAAGAAAAUGUUGUCGAUGAAGCAGCCAUAGAGGUUGAAGAUGAUAUUCAACAAACUGGAGGUGUCACAAUAGACAGUCUUAAACCAAUUGCACCAAUUUUUGAAGCUGUUUUUCCAAAACUCAGAAAUACUAAUAAUAAGAGGUCGGUUACUUCAUCAUUGAAAGGGGGAAAAAGGAGAACUGAAUUGCUAGAGAUAAUAAAGGAGUUGGGAGGAGUUACUUAUACCACAGCAAAAUUGCGUCGUUUAUUGGACAAGCGUCUUGGAAAUUCAACUGCAACUGAUAUCAAGACCUUAGCUAGGGACAUUUCGAGUCUUAUAGCUUCAAAGGACUUGGAUGUGGAAACAAUCGCAUUUUGUAAGACAGGGCAACAAAUCACGAGAAAGCUUUUGAUUUUAACAGAGGAAGAGUAUAGACCCUCUUCUGAGCAAAUUCAGCUUGCCAAAGACCAAUGCAUAUCCGAUGUUGGUGAGAAUAGAAAUCAAAAAUCUAGAAGAAUUAUAGAAAGUGAAGUAACAUUAUUUCUGUCAACAGGUUUGAGGAAAAUGAGACAACGAGAAGGAAGAUUGGAAUCAUUGGGACAGGCCGAUGAAUUUUCAAAGCCACCUAGAAGAAAACCUGCGAAGAAAGAUCUGACUAAUGCGUUCGACUCUAGUGAGGUCCCAAUUCAAAUUGAUGUUACAUUGCCCAAACUUGCAUCCAAGAAGCACCGUAGAAGAUCAAAGCCAAACAAAAGAAUCAACGAAGGAACAAUAUCUAGAUCUCCUAGAAGGUAUAAAUCAAGUUCCAAGUUUGACAAGUCAGAUGCUACAACUUUAUUUAGGGCUAUUGUCAUCUCUAAGACAUUCAUGAGAGGCUCGAUUGAUUUUGAUGCAAUUGCCUCGUUAUUUGAUGAUAUGGAUGGGAAAAGUGUAAAGCAGAAGUGGACGGUUGUUAGAAAGCUGGUCGGUGGGUUAGCCGCUGUAGCAAAGGGAAUAGAGGCAUUUGAGCACAUCAUCCAGAAGGGAAUUGAAGAUGAUUUGGUGUCCUCUGAAGAUUUGGAGAAUAUUAAAUUCAAAUUCUUUUUAGACUUAUGGAAAGAUUCAGAUGGAUCUGUAUUAGACAUAGAGGAUAAAAUGCCCUUGUUUCGAACCAAGAAAGAAAAUUCUUCCGCCUAUAGCAAAGUUCAGGUUUCUGAAUCGCUGCUGAAUUUGUAUGAUCAACUAGAAGACAAUUCAAUGCGCCAAAAGGAAUCCAUUUUAUCUGGAGUAACUUUUUUCCGCAGGGAGUACAAGUUAGAGAGAAAGGAAAACGAUGAAAUUAGAACUAUUCUAAAGGCAAUGUUUGCAACUGCAGAAGAAAAUUUCUCUCAAGCCCAAGUUAAGAAAAUACUUUCUGAAUUUGGUGAUGACAUCACAUACAAAGCUUCAACUGCUUUAAUAAAGGAUAAAGAAGUGUACUUUUAUGCAACUGAUGGCUCCAGUGAUAGAUUCGUUCUAACUGAUAGAGUCUACAAUGCUCUUUCUGUCAAAAUCACUCUGAAAUUUCUAAAUCAAGCUACCAAAUUUGAAGAUAAUCUUUCUGAGAUAUUCCAUGCAAGGAAAGGUAUCAUUCUAUCACAAGGAAUACUUGGUGGACAAGUAUGUUCUUUGCUUCAUUUAAUCUCAAAUGAGGUGGCUUCUUUGGUACACAUCGAUAAAUCGUAUAAAUUCGAUGGAUAUGAAUCUAGAUUGAUAGACAAAGAGAAACUUUCUUGUGAUAUAGUUGUGCAUCAUGGCAAGAAAAAUAUAAGAGCUGGAAGAACCUCAAAGGUACAUGUACCAACUGGGAGGGCCUGUUCACACUUCUGGAUUGAUCUUAAUGGAAAUAUUAAUGAUAAUAAUUGGAAGAGAAUCAUUUUGGCAGUUCUUUACUAUAUACAUUUUCGGCCAGGUAUUCCUUAUGCAGCUUUGCAUUACAAGCUACAUACCGUUUUAGGCGUCAGAGAUUACGAGUCAGUUAUAAAGUGGCUUGUUGAAAGUAAUUGUGUAACAAGAGGUGAAGAUGAAGGACUAUGGGUCCUGUCUGGGUGGUAUUCUAUCUUGGGAUUCUAG